Chinchilla lanigera (long-tailed chinchilla) is the source of this 3257-nucleotide messenger RNA. It is a transcript of the gene Styk1, whose product is annotated as serine/threonine/tyrosine kinase 1. Gene Ontology annotation, molecular function: transmembrane receptor protein tyrosine kinase activity; ATP binding. Gene Ontology annotation, biological process: cell surface receptor protein tyrosine kinase signaling pathway; positive regulation of kinase activity; multicellular organism development. The record is from RefSeq and is a predicted model, not a curated record. The coding region runs from base 591 to 1874 and encodes 427 amino acids. Gene Ontology annotation, cellular component: signaling receptor complex. The transcript has 11 exons. Lineage: Eukaryota; Metazoa; Chordata; Mammalia; Rodentia; Chinchillidae.
AGGAAGAAAAGGAAUGCCAAGGUCAGGUGUCAUGACUGGGUGCUCUGUGAAUCACCCACCAAACCACAAGUAGAACUUCACAACCCUGACUGUUACAGCACCAAAUCUGGGUGACGCCACCUUCUGCAGCUCCUAGACUACACAGAACCUGCUGACCUGCUCCCGGAGGAGGGAGGCUCCUCUUGACUCCUGGCUACACAGAGUGAGGUGCUUGGGCCCUCCUCUCUGCCAGAGGGCAGUGCGCCAGAACAGGCUGGAAGAUUGGUCAGAAAACAAAACAGAUCUCCUCACUUAUGGGGAAAUCUGCCAGGGGAGCUUUAAAGAACCGAAAGUGCCCCUAGAAGGAAAAGCCUAGGAUGAAUCCCAACGAGGGAGCGCGGCCAUGGAAAUCCUUGGCAAUGCGAUGUGGCUGAGAGCAGUGGCAAGAAGAGCUUGAAUGACAGAAGAAGUCGUUCAAGGCCCGGGCAGCUCCUAGAGGUCUCGCUGGUGUGCUGAUCAGCACUCCUCAGGCAUUGGGAAUCACUCCCAGUGAUGCUCGUGGUCUGCGCUGUUUCUGUGAGCCCAGGAGAGAAGCGAGAAUCCCCGCGGCAAUGGGAGAGAAGAGAGGCACCGCGCGGGUGCUCCUAGAAUGUAACCUCAACGACAAGAUGUGUCUCGUACAGGGAGAGGCGUAUGCGGUGAUCAUUGUCCCAACUCUGCUGGUUGGUGCCUUCCUCAUCCUUCUUGCUGUCAUCUUGUGGCUAUUUAUAAGAGGACAAAGAUCCCAAUGGCAGCGCCCGGGACUCCGAGGGAUUGCCCCCAUGCCUGCAUCUAGGGGCCGACCCAGGGAAGCAGCAGGACAUGGAGGAAAAGUGGCCAUGCCACUUACGGAGACAUCAGUGGAAAGUUUUCUACGGGCUGCCACACCUUCCCUAGCUAAGCUACAGGUACCCCGGGACCAACUCUCUGAAAUUCUGGAGCAGAUCCACAAGGGCAGUUGCGGGAACAUUUAUCGAGCCACGCUGGUCACUGGGGACCCUCCUAAGCCCAAGAGUGUUGUUCUCAAGGCUUUAAAGGAACCAGCUGGGCUCCAGGAGGUGCAGUAUUUUGUGGGGCGAAUCCAGUUCUAUGAGUACCUGGGGAAACAUCACAACCUGGUCCACCUGGAAGGCUGCUGCACAGAAAGGCUGCCCCUCUACAUGCUGUUGGAAGAUGUGGCCCAAGGGAACCUGCUCAGCUUUCUCUGGACUUGUCGCCGGGAUGUGAUGACCAUGGAUGGACUUCUGUACGAUCUCACUGAAAAGCAAGUCUAUUACAUUGGAAAGCAGGUCCUUCUGGCUCUGGAAUACCUGCAGGACAAGCGUCUGUUCCACGGUGAUGUGGCGGCCAGAAAUAUCUUGAUUCAAAAUGAUUUGACAGCUAAGCUCUGUGGACUGGGCUUGGCUUAUGAAGUCCACGCUCAAGGGGCCAUCUCUGCUACUCGAACCAUCCCUCUCAAGUGGCUCCCUCCAGAGCGACUGCUCCUGAGAACUGCUGGCAUCAGAGGAGACAUCUGGUCGUUUGGGAUUCUGCUCUAUGAGAUGGUGACUCUAGGGGCACCACCAUAUCCUGAAGUCCCCCCUACCAGCAUUCUACAGUAUCUUCAGAGAAGGAAAAUCAUGCAGAGACCCAGUAGUUGCACACACACCAUGUACAACAUUAUGAAAUCCUGUUGGCGCUGGAGUGAGGACUCCCGGCCCUUACCCAAAGAGUUGCGCUCGCGCAUAGAAGCUGCCGCUAGAACUGCAGAUGACAAGGCUGUGUUACAGGUGCCAGAGCUAGUGGUACCUGAGCUGUAUGCCGAUGUGGCUGGCAUCAGCGUGGAGAGCCUCUCCUACUGUUACAGCAUUCUUUAAAGACUGUCAGUCAAGACACAUUUCCAUUGGUAAUCAAUCAUGGAAUCAAUUUCUCCAAGAACAGAAAAUGGACUUUUGGUGGGCGCACAGAGGGAAAAAAGGACACAGAUCCCGGAUCUUCCCCUCCACAUUUCCCUAAAAAUCUGAAAUGAUGCUGGAUGCGGCGCCAUGCACCUUAACCUCACAAGCUGAGAAAUGCUGUCAGUCUUGGAGUGCUGUCCAUGCCUGAAGAAGUUGGGCAGAAGUGAUGUGGAUUUCGUUACAACUGUGGCUUUAAAAAUCUGCAGUGAUUAUUGGAGUAUGCUCUUCCUUCUCACCCCAGGCUAGUUUACUGCUGAAAAAUGCCUUUAGCUAUAUUAUUACAAGGUUCAAAUGAACUAGAAUAAAAUGAAGGAACACAAAUCCAAACAAUGAAAUUGAUGAGGAAGAAAAUUCAAGGUCCUGCUUGCUCAGGAGUAUAGGUACGGAGACAGCUCUCCUUUAAGGGGAAAUCUGGUCCCUUUAUGUUGAGGGAACAUAAAGUUCUUUAGUCGUGGUCCCUUUGUGUAGAGCUGGGGAACUAUAAAACUUCUGAGUUUCCUCUUGGGUACAGAUAAGAUAAUCCCUUUUUAUCUAAUUCUGAGACAGAUGAACUUUGUUUGGUACUAUUUUUAUGUAUUUGUGGAACUUGGAAUUGAACUCAGGGCUUUUGCAUUGGGCUACAUCCUCAGCCCUUUUUUAUUUUGAGACAUGGUCUCCUAAGUUGCCCAGAAUGGGAUUGAACUUGAAAUCCUCCUGCCUCACUGUCCCGGUACUGUGGAACGGGCACGUUCCCUUGCCUGGCUAAUACUACUUUUAAUUAGAAGCUGUAGGAGUCAUUUCAUGAUGAGUAACAUUCAACAUGUAUUGCUCAACGCGGCUUCCUGAUCCUUGUUAAGACUAAGGAGAUUAACUCUUGAGAAUAAACAUUCAAAGCAAAUGCUGUGUAUGUGUUAAACAAGAAAUGUGGAAACCAAGUGAAAAGUCAUAGCUAAAAUGGUCAUUAACAAGAUCUAGACAAGAAUAUAAUCUGGUACAGGCCAACAGCUUCUAAUUUCAGAUAAUCCUUUGAUGCACUAUGAGACAAUUCAUUAAAUUAAUAUUUAUUGAGUGUAAAUAGGAUUUUCUGAUAUGCAGCUACCAAAGUCUUUACAAUAGGGAGGUUAAAAAUAAAUAAAUGGAGAUUCAUCUUAAUAGAAAAAUUCAGGCACACUAUGCAAACUACAUUAUCAGAAAAGGAAUUCUUUAUGUGUAAAAUGGGGAUGAUUACCUACCUCACAGGGUUGUUGUGAGAAUAUGUAUUUGUACAACAUUUGAUAUAUAAUAAUACAUCUGCUCAAUAAAUGUUUGUCUUUUGCUGUUCCU